GCACAGAGAUGCACCGGGAGUCCUCCAUCUGGGCUGCUCGGGCCUAUCAGGAGGCUGAGCGUAGGAGGAGUUAAAUCUGUAUGCAUUACUCCAACAGAGCUAUUGGUUACGGGGCGGCCCUGCUCAGUGGCGUGGGUCGUACGACUUGACGCUCAGUUCUGCUCAUUGUCCAAGUUUCUCUAUGAAUAAUUAAGCCAGGGCUGUCCAUAUGUCCAGUCCUAAUGAGGACAUAACUUACAGCGUGUGCAGAAAAACAGCGAAAACUAGUCCUGCACAUGGAGCUGUCUGCUGGGGCUCACUAUUAAUCAGUGGUCAUUUUUGUAUUAUUAACAGAACAUAUGCAGCAGGAGGAGUGUGCAUGUCCACAGCUCGUCUGGAGGGGAAGACAGUCCUCAUCACUGGGGCCAACACAGGAAUAGGGAAGGAGACAGCCCUGGACCUCGCAGUGCGAGGAGCUCGGGUGAUCAUGGCGUGCCGAGACGUGGAAAAAGGAGAAGAAGCCGCAGCCAGUAUACGAGCCACGUACCCUAAAGCACAAGUGGAGGUUCGAGAGCUCGACCUGGCGGACACCUGCUCGAUACGAGGCUUCGCACAAAAGUUCCUCAGAGAAGUCAACCAGCUUCAUAUCCUCAUCAACAACGCCGGCGUGAUGAUGUGCCCCUACACCAAAACAGUCGACGGCUUCGAGAUGCAUAUUGGAGUCAAUCACUUGGGGCACUUCCUGUUAACGUCGCUCCUGAUCGGGCUGCUGAAGCGCAGUGCGCCGGCCCGGAUCGUGGUGGUCUCGUCUCUGGCGCACAACUUCGGCUGGAUCCGUUUCCACGACCUUCACAGCCAGGGAAGCUACAACAGCGGAUUAGCGUACUGCCAAAGCAAACUGGCAAAUGUGCUCUUUGCCAGAGAGUUGGCACGGAGACUCAAAGAUACCAACGUGACAGUGAACUCAGUCCACCCGGGGACGGUGAACUCGGACCUGACCAGACACUCGACUCUCAUGACGAUAUUUUUCACCAUCUUCUCCAUGUUCCUAAAAACCCCGCGGGAAGGAGCACAGACCAGCAUCUACUGUGCCGUGGCAGACGAACUGCACUCAAUCUCUGGGAAACACUUCAGCGACUGCGCCCCUGCCUUCGUAGCCCCACAGGGAAGAAGUGAGGAGACGGCGAGGAGACUGUGGGACAUCAGCUGUGAGCAUCUCGGUAUCGAGUGGAACUGAUUCAACUUUUAACCGCCAUCUAUCUCAGUUCUCAAAGGAGUCCUUACUUUUUCUUUCAUCAUUCAUUUCCUUAUGGUUUCGAUGUUCUGUACUUUGAGUGUUUCUUACCUAAUAAGCAGUCAGGUAAUACUGUAAGAGGUACUAUAAUGUGAAGUUGCUUUUUUGUGUAAUAAUGCAGUAAUUACAUCAUAAUAACUUGAGUAUUUUGGUGCUCCGGAACAGCUUCUCAAACCAAAACCACUCGACCAUAUUAUCAUGUAAACACAAAUAACUUUUUGACUCUAUAUUUUUGUGACACAAUGUGAAUACAGUGUAGGCAAAAAAGCAACUUGAUGUGUUGUAAUGCUGUAGGAUACUGUGAAGGGUCAAGCCAGGGUAAAUGACCAGCAUCUUUAACAAAUAUUGUGUUUUCUUUCUUUCUUAUUUCUGCAGAAUUUGCAGCUAAAUCGCUUGACUUUUGUGCCAGCAUUUCUAAACAAUUGCAGGGGUUCUUACAGUGUUUCCAGGUUGAUAUAAAAUUAGUAAACUAUUUAAGAUCAGUCUGAGCCACGAUUACCGCUUGAAUCGCAUAAAUGUAUUUUGUGAUAAUUGUAGUCAAUGUAGGUUAUAAGAAGGUUUUUCUAUUUAAUCUAAAUCAGACUUAGAUCCUGUCGUUGCAAUAUCUGCAGAGAACUUUUCGCCAUUUGCCAAAAACUGCACAUUCCCGGAGGAUUUACAGUUUUACAUUUCUAAGGAUCUCCCGUGUCAUGUUUCCUUUUUUUCAGCAUUCACAGACAAGGUUGCCAAGAGUUUACAUUCUGUGUUUUAUACAAGUGAAACAUGCCUUUUACUACACUUAUAUUCAUGUUAAGAGUUGAAUGUUUACAUAUGAUGUAAAUAAACCGAGAUAUUACUAUAUUACUAAGGGUGCUUGUACUGAUCCUUUGAAAGUCUAAUUUGAGAUCAACAAAAUGUUAUCAGCAAAGAACUGGAUGAUUAAUAGAGAAAAAACAGAGAAAUGGGUGAUCGUAAAUUAUACAUACAUAUACAAUACAUUUUUUUUUGUUUCAACAAUACUGUUGUUAACAUGUGGUUAGGUUGUUUUUUAGAUAGAAAAAAGCUCAUAUUUGAGCUUAAAAAACAUGUUUUAGGGCACAAUCAAGGCUGCAUAAGAGACCAGUUUCUUGUUAAAAAAAAAAAAUUGUGCCACCAUCCUUGGUAGAACAGAAAUGGGUCGUUUUUAGGCGAAAAAGCCGCUGGAUAAACAGCAAUAGGUCGCUAAAAAGCAUGCAGGUUUUUUUUUGAAGAGAUUUAGCAUGAAAGCCAAAGCUAGCAGCUUAGCUAACUUAACUCCCAUAAAAACCUGAAACGGGGAAACCGCUCGCCUG
This is a messenger RNA of Plectropomus leopardus (leopard coralgrouper), 2583 nucleotides long. NCBI's taxonomy places the organism in Eukaryota, Metazoa, Chordata, Actinopteri, Perciformes, Serranidae. The record is from RefSeq and is a predicted model, not a curated record.